AAUAGGAACUUCUAUUUUCACUUAAUUUAACUAGAAAUGCUACGUUAAAGUGCAUUAUAAAAUAACUUGUGGUUUAGACAAUAAUCAAGUCGAACAAUGGCUCUUCGCCUGCUUCUAAAUUGUCGGGAAAUUCCUGCCCUAGUGAGCUCUGCACCAGUUAGCUUCUGUCAGCGGCAGUUGCUGAGCUCGGCCCGCUUAACCCACCGCACCAAUAUCCUCCGGUACAGUCGACAGACGCGAAACGCUCGUGGAGAAUCGUUUGCCCCCAAGCAGACCAUUGUUCCAACGGAAAUCCAAGGCAUUGCGAUCGAUUCUGGAUACAUUGAUCCGUCGAAGCUGUGGAAGUCGUUUGUAUUCACGGUGGCCUUCAGUGCCGGAAGUUUCAUCGGUGUAACAAUAUGGGAGUACGAAACGGUCCGAUCCCGUGCGAUGGAUGCGCUGCGGGCGAAGCUAAACUUGAAUUGGUUUCGGGACCGGAUGAAAAAUAACCGCCGGGAGGUGGAACAGUGGCGAAAGGAAGUUACUGGAUGGUGGGAUCGGUUGUCCCCGGGCGAGCGGAUAUUUGCACCGAUUUGCGCUUUGAAUGUGCUUGUGUAUGGGCUGUGGAGGGUGCCCCAGUUGCAACCGCUGAUGGUGAGGUUUUUCGCGUCGAAUCCGGCUGCAAAGGCAGUCUGCUGGCCAAUGUUCCUGUCUACAUUCAGUCACUAUUCGCUGUUCCACAUUGCGGCCAAUAUGUAUGUGUUGCAUAGUUUCAGUCAUGCCGCGGUGGCCACGCUGGGAAAGGAACAGUUUCUGGGAAUGUACCUGAGCGCGGGGGUCAUUGCUUCGUUUGCCAGCCAUCUGUUCAAAACGGUGGUGCGUCAGCCGGGACUUUCGCUAGGAGCGUCCGGUGCAAUCAUGGGCGUUCUAGGGUACGUCUGCUGUCAGUAUCCGGACACCCAGCUGAGCAUCGUAUUUUUGCCGAUGUUCACCUUUUCGGCGGGAGCGGCAUUCAAAGUGAUCAUGGGAUUCGAUCUGGCAGGAGUGCUGUUGGGCUGGAGAGUUUUUGACCACGCAGCUCAUUUAGGAGGAGCACUGUUUGGGAUGUUCUGGGCGUACUAUGGUAGUCAACGCAUGUGGCCCUUGAGGGAACACUUCAUCGGCUUUUGGCACGAGUGGAGGGGGCCGCCGAAGAAAUGAUCCGAGUAUGAUUAAAAUUAUUGUUUGUUGAGCCGAGCUAGAGUUUGAUGUUAAACGA
Ochlerotatus camptorhynchus is the source of this 1237-nucleotide messenger RNA. It is a transcript of the gene rho-7, whose product is annotated as rhomboid family intramembrane serine protease rho-7. Gene Ontology annotation, cellular component: membrane. Bases 97 to 1179 code for a protein of 360 amino acids. Gene Ontology annotation, molecular function: serine-type endopeptidase activity. Lineage: Eukaryota; Metazoa; Arthropoda; Insecta; Diptera; Culicidae. The transcript has 4 exons. The record is from RefSeq and is a predicted model, not a curated record.